UUUCGUUCACUAGAGAGAGAGAGUGGGACAGAGCGUGGGAGACAAGGCGCAGGAGAUACAGAAAACAAUACAUAGAGAGAAGUUGAUGGGUCGGGUCUCACUCUCCUUUGACCAAGAAAACGCAAAGACGAUAUGAUGGGAAAGAGGAAGGCACAGAAAACGAAGGAACUAUCGGUGGCAAUAGCAGAAGCAUCAUCAUCAGCAGCAGAAGCAGGAGACGAAACCAAAUCUCCAGCAGUAACCCCAAGAAAGAGAGGCCGACCCCGCAAGAUCGUUGAAGCAAAAGCCGAAGCAAAGCAAGAAGAGGAACAACAACAGCAGCAGCAGCAGCAGCAGCAGCAACAGAAUCCAAUACAACAAGCUGAAGCAGUAGAAGAAGAAGCUAAAGUAGUGGACCAAACAAAGAAAGCCAGAACUGGUGAAGUGGAAGAGCAGAAGCAAGAGAUGUUGCAGGAGUCAUCAACAAAAAAGACUAGCAGCAGAAGCAGAGCGAGAAGAAAGAGCAAGCCUCGUAAGAGCAGCUGACAAAGAAGAUGACCCGGUUACUAUCUAUUCCUUUCUCUCUGCAACUCAUUCUCUCUUUUGGUUUUGUAGCUUGGGUCUUGAUCAGGCAAUUUUAGUAUGAUCGAAGAUCAUUCCUGCCUUUUGACACUUCACAUGGCUCACAUAUAUUCUUCAUACCUAUCUGUUGACACGACGACGAUGAAAUAUUGUUGCAAAUUAGGUUUUCUGAUGCGGGUUUGUUUUCACUUUCGAUGCCCCCACGCUUCAUUGAAGUUACCCACUGAUUGAAGUUAUCGGUCUCUUCUUUUGUUGUUUUUCAGCUUGUGGUUUAUCUGUGUGCGCAAACCAACCUAUGAAUCACAGAUGGACAUGGUUUUUCUUGCUC
This is a messenger RNA of Eucalyptus grandis, 889 nucleotides long. Its product is annotated as ataxin-8-like. The transcript is spliced from 2 exons. The record is from RefSeq and is a predicted model, not a curated record. The coding region runs from base 133 to 525 and encodes 130 amino acids. Lineage: Eukaryota; Viridiplantae; Streptophyta; Magnoliopsida; Myrtales; Myrtaceae.